Messenger RNA from Ceraceosorus guamensis, 3256 nucleotides. RefSeq names its product Pkinase-domain-containing protein. NCBI's taxonomy places the organism in Eukaryota, Fungi, Basidiomycota, Exobasidiomycetes, Ceraceosorales, Ceraceosoraceae. The record is from RefSeq and is a predicted model, not a curated record. Gene Ontology annotation, biological process: intracellular signal transduction; protein phosphorylation. Bases 472 to 2778 code for a protein of 768 amino acids. Gene Ontology annotation, cellular component: cytoplasm. The transcript has 8 exons. Gene Ontology annotation, molecular function: ATP binding; protein serine/threonine kinase activity.
UGCAUGCAAGCAAGCUACACCUCGACUCUGACUCUGACUCUGACUCUGACUCUGACGGGACGCUCACACAUCUCAUGACUUGCAAAUGUCUUGCCUUGCGAUAGGAGUACACUCGGCACACUCACAACAACCCUCACCCCAACAUUCGCCUUGAGCUGCGCCGUCUCCGCAAGGCCCAUCUCGUCACGCCAGAUCCCUGACCAGCCAUCCCCUUCCGGCUUUGGCGUGCCGAGCGCGAGUGAGCAAGAGGUGUCGUCGACAACAACAUCUUGUCCUUCGAACAAGCCAUUCGCCUCGGCAGGCGCACACCGCCCAUUUAGCUGACUAGCAAAGUGGGGCCUAGAGCAUGUAGCUCUUUCUGCAGAUAGCUCUUAGUCCACUACGCCCAAGAUCCAGCAGUGCUAUUUCGCUUAUCAGUAACCUCGACUCGGAUUACGCGCCUGCUCAUCUUGUGCGCACUCGCCUCUCGCCAUGGUAGAAGAGAAGCAUCACGGCGCUCACAAUGGGGCAGAGACAAGCACGUUUGGGAGCAAAGAUGGAGCGCAAACUCCUCAUAGAGCGCCACCUGCGCCCAAAACUCGAGGUGGAAGUCGGACGCCGGGAAAUAGCAGACCUGGAUCUUCCUCAAGCAGGCCUAGCUCGUCGAGCGGAAGGAGCAGACAACCGGUAAGGAUUGGCCAGUACACUGUCUCGCAGACGCUGGGCACGGGUAGCUUUGGAAAAGUCAAAUUGGCUACGCAUGCCCUCACAGGUCAUCGCGUAGCGAUGAAGAUCAUCAAUAGAAGGAAAAUCUCCGCCAUGGACAUGGGAGGCAGGGUGAAGCGUGAGAUUCAGUAUCUCAAGCUAUUGCGACAUCCUCACAUUAUCAAACUGUACGAGGUCAUCACUACCCCGAACGAUAUCAUCAUGGUUAUCGAAUAUGCGGGCGGAGAGCUCUUCCAGUACAUUGUCGAUCGAGGCAGGAUGUUGGAGGAGGAAGCACGUCGAUUCUUUCAGCAAAUCAUAUGCGCCAUAGAGUACACGCACAGGCACAAGAUUGUCCACCGCGACCUCAAGCCAGAAAACUUGCUACUGGACGAGUAUCUCAACGUCAAAAUCGGCGACUUUGGCCUCUCGAACAUCAUGACAGAUGGAGACUUUCUCAAAACGAGUUGCGGCAGUCCCAACUAUGCGGCGCCAGAAGUGAUUUCGGGCAAACUAUACGCGGGUCCGGAGAUCGACAUUUGGAGCUGUGGGGUCAUCCUGUACGUCAUGUUGUGCGGUAGACUACCCUUCGACGAUGAGUAUAUCCCAACGCUGUUUAAAAAGAUCAACGGCGGAAUCUACUCUCUGCCGUCAUACCUCUCAUCGGAGGCCAAGCAUCUGCUGUCAAGCAUGCUCGUGGUUGACCCGGUGAAGCGCAUCACGAUCAACGAGAUCAGACAGCUGCCUUGGUUUCAAAAGGAUCUUCCUUCGUACUUGAGACCCCUGCCUCCCACCCCUGCUGCCGAAGCUUCUGGAUUCGAUUUCAGGAUGACGCCUGGUACCGGAAACGGUUCUGGUAGCGGAUCUGGGUCUGGAGAGAGCACGCCUGCGGGCAGCGCGCGAGAGACAGCUUCAGAUGUUGGCCACAUCGAGGAAGAAAUCGUGGACGAGUUGGUGGACAAGAUGGUUGGCUUCACGCGGGAAGAAGUGUUGCAGCAGCUCAUGGAGCCCGAAGAGAAUCAGGUCAAAGUGGCCUACCAGCUAGUGCGCGACCACAAGCGUCUUUUGCAGACCUCGCAUCUGGAGGAAAAGGAUGAGCUGCAAGGGUUCUUGUCCAAGAGCCCGCCUCCUUGGAACGCUGGACUUGGCGAGACCGUUGGACGUUCCACCAGCAUUCGCAAGCGCGAACCCCGAGCCCGAGACGUCAGCACUGGCGUCAAUACUCCAGGGAUUCCUCCCUAUGCGCAAGACGGCACCACGACGGAUGAUGCCGAACACAGCUUUGCCUUGGAUGACGCUACCGAUGAUCCCAAUGAUGAUUCAGAUGAUGCCGCAACCCUGACCGACGACGAGACCAUCUUGACUGAAGAGGACUACCUCGAGGAUCCCGGCAUUCCGUCUCACUCCGGUAUUGGGAUCCUGGAGACCAGUCUGCGCAAGGGUCGCGCCGACGGAGAAGAUGCAGGAGUGCCAGCUGCCUCAACACCAACGCGAAAAGCGCGCUCCAGAUGGCACUUUGGUAUUCGAAGCAAGAGCCCCCCGAUGGAGAUCAUGUUGGAGCUGUAUCGCACUCUUCAGGUGUUGGGCAUGGAGUGGAGAGCGCAUACACCAACAAAAUCAAGAGGUCAGCCUGACGGAGGAGGUCAAGACAACGGUGAAGUCGACCACGAUGAAGACUUUCGCGACAACGAGGAGCUGUUCUUCGUCGAGACUCGCUGGCGCGCGCGCAAUGUCGUGGUGCGCAUGAACCUGCAAUUAUACCGCGUGGACGAUUCCAACUACUUGGUUGAUUUCAGAAAUGUGGGGCACGUGAGACUCGACGGGAUGCGAGAGAGCAAAGGCUCCGCCGCUGCGGAAGGCGGUCCGACCGUAGACUCGGAGUCUGUCAACGAGAAGCUCGAGGAAGCGUACCAGCAGACCGCCUCUCAGGAUCCGUCUGAGAGUGGCGGGACCACAGAAUUGACAGCCACUUCUGGAGUGCCCAAAGGCGUGCCUGCACCGUACCCCGAAGGCAGAAAGGAUGUUUCGAGCCCUUUUCUGUUCUUGGAAUGCGCGACGAGAUUGAUCGUCGAGCUGGCCGGGGGCGGCAGCUGAUGCCAUCGGCCAACGAGCGGAUCAAGCUCGCCGAUGAAACAUGCCAAGGGGGGGGGGAAGAGUAAAGCAGGAGCGGGACGUCAGACUCCUUUCAUGCGGCACACGAAUACCAGCGGACUGGAUUCUGACAGAUCCGCCACUGCUUCCUGCACUCCGACGCACCUCCUUUCCCACACUGCCCUUUCUCUGUCCCCUCCUGGGCCUCACUCAUCAUCCACCCUUCUUCUUGCCAUCUCCGAUUGCGCGCACACGUGUUGCGGAAAGGCUGCCUGUACUGUAGAACAACCUCAACCUCACGAAUCGACACUUGUAUUCAGAUCGACACGCUGCGGACUCCCAUCGAGCUACCAGCGGGUGUAGCAGCUGCCUGGUUCUGCCCCACCAUCCGCCUCGUCUACCUACCUUCACAGAGCUCCCCUCCCCCCGCUCUUCAUCGCUCGACACGAGUGGGCUAAUUUGUGUAUAUUUGCGGCCCCCC